CUGGGGACAGUGGCGGACGGCGGCAGCGGCAUGCGGCUCCUCGCGCUGCCCAUCGCGGGCUGAGGCGGCCGUGGCACUAGCAGGAGGCGCGGCGGCCGGGCGAUCCGAGGGGGCAGCCAGCUGGGCGGACCGCAGACAGCGGUCGGGGCGCCUCGCUAUGGCCUGCGCCGGGGCCGCUGGGAGCCCGCAUAGAGUACCGCCGCUGCUGCUGCUGCUUCUGGGGACCACUCUGGUCCUCGCCGCCGGGGCCGCACCGGCACGUGAGGCGGGCAGUGCGGUGGAGGCCGAGAAGCGGGUGGAUAGCGUCCUGACGUGGGAGCCGCGCGCCAACAGCACGCGGGAGGAGGCCGGCUCGCCAGCGACUGGAGAAGAGGAGACCGCGUGGCCGGCGCCUACUGACGAGCAGGCUGCCGCGGGCUCAAGGGUCGGGCCAGAGGAGGCGCUGGAGGCGUCGGCCGCCGUCACGGGCGCCUCCUGGCUGGAGAUGGAGGGCCCCGGCCUCAGCGGAGUAACUGCGGAGGCAGGCAGCGGCGAAGCCCAGGCCCUCCCUGCCACGCUCCCGGCUCCCGGCAAGGUCCUCGAGCAGUCGUCAUUGCCUCCCUCCACCCCUGAAGCCACAGAAACCAGCGAGCCACCGUCUCCGACCCCUGGUGACAAGCCGAGCCCAGGCCCUGACCUAACCAAGGAGAGCCCUGUGGAAGUUUGGCUGAACCUGGGUGGCAGCACGCCCGGCCCUCAGGGGACAAAGCCACUGUACCCCUUUCAGGGCACGUUAGAGCCCCAACCAGUCUCAGAUAUAAUAGACAUUGAUUACUUCGAUGGAUUGGAUGGCGAGGGCCGUGGGGCUGACCUGGGAAGCUUCCCUGGGUCACCGGGAACCUCAGAGCACCACCCCGAUCCAGGGGGAGAGACCCCUUCAUGGAGCCUCCUUGACUUAUAUGACGACUUCACUCCUUUUGACGAAUCUGAUUUCUAUCCCACCACAUCGUUCUAUGAUGACUUGGAUGAAGAGGAGGAGGAAGAAGAGGAUGACAGGGAUGCAGUAGGAGGUGGAGACUUGGAAGAUGAAAAUGACCUUCUCGAGCUCACUGAGAAACCUGGCCUGGGGCUGGUGGCAGGCCAGCCCACCAAUCAGUGGCAUGCUGUUCCCCCACAGCAUACUCUGGGGAUGGUCCCUGGCAGCAGCAUCGCCCUCAAGCCCCGCCCAGGAGAGCCAGGCAGGGACCUGGCCCCAAGCGAGAAUGGCACUGAGUGCCGCAGUGGCUUCGUGCGGCAUAACGGCUCCUGCAGGUCAGUGUGUGACCUCUUCCCAAGCUACUGUCACAAUGGCGGCCAAUGCUACCUGGUGGAGAACAUAGGGGCCUUCUGCAGGUGCAACACACAGGACUACAUUUGGCACAAGGGGAUGCGCUGUGAAUCCAUCAUCACUGACUUCCAGGUGAUGUGUGUGGCCAUUGGCUCAGCCGCCCUCGUGCUGCUCUUGCUCUUCAUGAUGACAGUAUUUUUUGCCAAGAAGCUCUAUCUACUCAAGACGGAGAAUACCAAGCUGCGUAGGACCAACAAAUUCCGGACCCCAUCUGAACUCCACAACGAUAACUUCUCCCUCUCUACCAUUGCUGAGGGUUCUCACCCAAAUGAUGAUCCUAGUGCUCCCCACAAAAUCCAGGAAGCUCUCAAGUCAUGCCUGAAAGAGGAGGAGUCAUUUAACAUCCAAAAUUCCAUGUCAUCCAAACUUGAGGGUAGCAAAGGUGACCAGGCUGACCUGGAGGUGAACUGUCUGCAGAAUAACUUAACCUGAAGCAGAGCAAGAAGAGAGGAAAUGGGGGGAGGGGGGGCGGGGAAGACACAUUAUCUCCUCUUGUACAGAGUCUAUUUCUUGUAACCAUUUGUUAAAUCCUUUUCUUUUUCUGAUCUCAUGGCAUGCUUUGAUGUGUUUUGUACAGGAGGGGGGGAAAACACAAAAUAAGCAAAGAACCUGAACAGAAUUGCAUACAAUAUUGGAUUGUUUUGUCUAUGCUGUCUGUACAUUGCUUCUGCUGCUGUGAUUUCUAAACUUAUGCUGUUAUUCAACUGACUUUUUUUUGUACUUUGACCCACCUUUUUUUGAAAUACCAGUAAAAAACAAAGUUCUUAAAAUAAAAACUUUUUAAAAAGCUA
This is a messenger RNA of Choloepus didactylus (southern two-toed sloth), 2157 nucleotides long. It is a transcript of the gene CSPG5, whose product is annotated as chondroitin sulfate proteoglycan 5. The transcript is spliced from 5 exons. Gene Ontology annotation, biological process: nervous system development. The coding region runs from base 158 to 1798 and encodes 546 amino acids. The record is from RefSeq and is a predicted model, not a curated record. Lineage: Eukaryota; Metazoa; Chordata; Mammalia; Pilosa; Megalonychidae.